AUGGGCAGCUCUUGUAAUUAAUUAUAAAGUAGUUCUAAUGAAGAUAAUAAACAGAUUUAAAGUGAUAUAUAAUAUUAAGGACCGUCAGUGAAAAUUCCAGUGUUCACUAGGAAAUUAGAAUUGAAUUUAAAAAUAGAUAAAGGACUAUAACAGAUAAGGCCAAAAAGGAUUGAUGAAUCAGUAAUGGAUAUAACAACUGAAAGAAACUUGCAUGAAUAAAACACCCCAUAGUUUUAUCUAAUUAAUUAGAUACAGUUUAAGAAAAAAGAGGAUUCAUGCUAAAGUUAUAGGAAAUAAUAGUAAUAAGAAGAUUUACUCUAAGAAAUAUGUGCAAAUGAGGUAAUAUCUUAGAUAUCAGUUUAUUCUAAAAAGGAAGACGAAUAUGAGGAAUAUUAUAAUGAUUUAGUAAAGGAAAACGAGUGGGAUUAAUUUAAAUUUCAACCAAUAUUCAUAAUGAAGAUGGUUGAUAGGAGUCAAUCAUAAUAAAAAUGA
Messenger RNA from Paramecium sonneborni, 492 nucleotides. The record is from the annotation of a GenBank genome assembly. Lineage: Eukaryota; Ciliophora; Oligohymenophorea; Peniculida; Parameciidae.